AGUACAGUAAAUGUAAACGAGCUGUUUUAAUUCAGUAAUAAUACUGUGCGUUUGUCCAUUUGCAAAACUAGUCAGCCAUCUAUUCAUUUGAUUAAGUUAUUGAUUAAAGGUUGUACAAUAAUCAAUAACGUCUGUAGUUCUAAGUCUUAAGCAGGUGAGGUUUAAUAACUCAUCUAUAAAUGAUUUAUUAACCAUCAAUAAGUCAAUCACUGUUAAUGAACUCUUUAUAACUAGGACUUAUCCUUUACCAUUAGAUUUUAAAAUUUCUGAAAUAGAAUAGUCUGGCAAGUAUAUAUAUACGGUGUCCCUGAGGGGCAAAUCAAAAAGUACAUCAACAAAUAAUUUUAUGAUUUAUUGUGUUUUGCUGUUUGUAGUGAUUAGCUGUUUUGUGUGUUUUGUACUUCGGGGGCCACCGUAGAUGUAUAACAACAGAUCAUAAAUAUAACUUAUAUAAAUUAAAUAAGACGUAACAAGUCAUUGGUCGUCAAAGCACCACGCGCAUGCGCAGAGACGGAGCCUCCACUGAAACAAAGUUUAAAUCCCUCCGAAAUAACGAGGCGUUAACGGCUCGUGAGCAACGUUAAAGAUCACGCGGGACUCUCCUCGAGAUAGUGUGUCCGUGUUGUGUUGAGAGCACGCGUGUCACAAUGGACCUGUUGUGUCCCACUGACGCUCCAUCAGCGGAAAAACACAAAUCACCUGAAGACGGAAGUGAGCUGCAGUGUUCAGUCCGGGCCGCGAACGCAACGCAUGCAUGUCACUGACUGACUGUUUGUUUACGUGUGUUUUCUACGUUUGCGAGAUAUUCCCCAAGAUCCGUCAGAGCGUCCGGCCGCCUCUGACACUGGCCUCCUGCGGGGGUAUGGCUGCGGCUGCGGAGGAGCCGGAGGACCGCGCUGACUGGAGCUGCGUUGCCGGAGCGGCGCUAACAGGUGAAGGGGAACCGGAGGAGGCCGAGGAGUUCACCUGCCCGACCCACCGCUCCGAGCUCUCCCGGCGGCAGGACGAGCAGAGGAAGGCGGGGCUGUUCUGCGACGUGACGCUGGAGUUCCGUUCCGGGGGUGCGUGCGGGUCCGGCGGGGAGCGGGUCCAGACGCUGGCCGCCCACCGCUCGGUUCUGUCCGCGGCGUCGCACUACUUUACCCUGCUGCUGGGCGGACACUUCUCCGAGUCGCAGUCGGCCAGAGUGGAGCUGAAGGGCUGGAGCUCCGAGGGCGGGCUGGAGCCCGAGGCUGUGAGGAGGGUGAUCCAGUUCAUGUACACCGGGGAGAUCACAGUCUCCACCGCGAGUGUGCAUGAAGUACUGGAGCUGGCUGACAGGUUCCUGUUGGUGCAGCUGAAGAGCUUCUGUGGAGAGUUCCUCAUGAAGAAGCUGAGCUUGUCCAACUGCGUGGCCGUGCACAGCCUCGCCCACAUGUACACCCUGGACCAGCUCGCCCUGGGAGCCGCCACCAUGAUCCGGAGGAACUUCCACGAAAUCAUCCGCAACGAGGAAUUCCUCACGCUGCCGUUUCACCUCCUGCGAACGUGGCUCUCGGACUCCGAAAUCACCGUGGAUUCUGAGGAGGAGCUGUUCGAGGCCGUCGUGAAAUGGGUGCAGCAGAACCCGGAGGAGCGAGAGAAGCACUUUGAGGAGCUGUUCGGGCUCUUGAGGCUGUCACAGAUUGCUCCCACCGCCCUGCUGCAGGUGGUGAGGAAGGAGCCCUUAGUGGCAAACAGUGCUUCCUGUCAGAAGCUGGUGUCCGACACCCUCGAGGUUCAGGCUGUUCACUUCGAGAGCCUCAAGUCUGCUGACUUAGAGCUCUGUGCCUCCCACAUGACCGCCGCCCAGCCGCGGUUUGGCCAGAACAUGGACGUCAUCAUGGUCGUGGGCGGUGUUUCAGAAGGUGGAGAGUAUCUGAGUGAGUGUGUGGGCUACUUUGUGGCAGAGGACCGCUGGGUCAACCUGCCGCACAUUCACAACCACCUCGAUGGACAUGCUAUCGCAGUCACCGACAGCCAUGUGUAUGUGGCGGGCUCCAUGGAGCCAGGCUACGCCAAGAUGGUGGAGCGCUACAACCCCAACCUCAACAGCUGGGAGCAGCUCAGCAGCCUGAGCUCUCGCAAGCACUCCUUCGGCCUCACGUGUGUCAAAGAGGUUCUCUGUGGCAUCGGUGGUCACGGAAACUUCAGUCCCGGCUUUAAGGACGUCACUGUCUACGAGCCUGAGCAGGACGAGUGGCGCAACCUCGACCCGGCGCCAAAAAUACUACGAGACGUCAAAACGGUGAGCGUGGAGGACCGCUACGUGUACGUGAUGGCCCGGACCCCUGUGGACCUGGACUUCGAGGAUGGGCUGAGCACCGUGACCACUUGCUACGACACAGAGAGUCACAAGUGGCAGGAUGUGGACUCACUGCCGCUCAUCGAUAACUACUGCGUCUUUCAAAUGGCCGUCGCGUCCACCAACUUCUACCACACGUCUUCCUGUUGCCCCAAGAACUACGAUGUGGCGCAGGAGGCCGCUCAGCAGAAAAUAUCCAUAAACAUCUCCGACGACAUCCUCGACAGCCUCCCUCCAGAGGUCCUCGGUCUGGAAGGUGCCGCCAUCUGCUACCUGGCUGAGGACGUGUUCGUCAUUGGCGGCUGGAGGAACAGCACCAACAUGGACAAGCAGUACCGCAAGGAGGUCUACCGUUACUGUGCCGAAAAGAAGCGAUGGAUGCUGCUGCCGCCCUUACCUCAGCCCCGCUGUCGGGCAGCGGCCUGCCACGUGCGCAUCCCGUACCAGUAUCUGUGCGGCUGCCAGCGCUACCCCAUGCCCCAGAACCUGGCUCGUCAGAGGGACCGCAUGCAGCAGAUGCAGCAGCUCCACCUGCGCACCCUCAGCCUGCGGAGGCACCUGCAAACUCAGAUCGAAUGUUGACAUUGAAUCUCUAUUGAAACGUUCGGCCCUUGCACAAUACUUCUGAGGCUUAUAUGGGUUUACGUGGGGCUGAAGUUCACACUGUUCAAAUUGCCAAAAGAGGAAAAUAUAAGAAAUACCAAGACAGGCCAUUAAGAUUUCAGUCUUGUAUAUUUAUUUCUAACUCUAAAACAAUGAUUUAACCUUUUUUUGCGCUGUUAGAAUUGUUCCUUGUGUGUGCCGCUGGAACGAGACCAUCAUUUCAUGUGCAAGAAAUAAGGAUUAAGCAAAGCAUAUAUUGGGGAACAGGGUGGAAUGUGAUUAUAUAAACACAUAAGCCUGCAUAAGGCAACUUUGCACUAAAAACUGUUGUGUUACUGAUGUUUUUUAAUUUCCAAUGAAUGUGUAUAAAUGUGUGAUUUAUUUCAGCUGCUUAAAAUUGCUUUAUGUGAUCAACAUAUCUUGAAACUCCGAUCAAAUAUCGCCACGAUAACGUGUCAAAAAAUCUCUGCUUCUGAUUUACAUUUAAAUUCUUAUUUAAAGUGUCGUUAUGGCCGGAACCAAAGUUUGUUGAGUUCUUGGUUGUUGUUUUUUUUCUGGAAUCUUUGUGCUUCUUGCAGAAUUUGCUCUGCAUUGUCCUCUGAGUGAUAAAGAGCACAUGUUCACACACGGACACUGAACUCUUCUUUUAUCAAUGCAGAUGAUUUAACUGCAUUUCCUGCACUAAAAGACCCUGAAUGUUAAUUUAAAUGUUUCCUUCUCAGUGUUGUUUGGACCAGUUGCUGAGCUCAGUGUUUCUCUGUUACUGAUCAGAAACUGCUCGGGCCUGUGGUAUCUCCAGCCAAGCUGUCUGUAACUAUAUGGUCUCAUUAGACAUGGUGAGCCCGACACCUUUCCACUACCAUACUGUGCAUAAGGUGAACAGGACUAGUGGAUGAAUGGGUUCAUUCAGUUGUGGAGGCUUUGAUUUUUUCAGUUACUGUCCCUUUCUAGAGUGUAAACAGACACGGGGAGAUUUUCAAAGUAAUAUAUAGAUGUCACAUUUGAGGCUUCAGAUUUUUGUGCCAAAUUUGAUAAGAGGUGAUUUUAGACUGUGUAUGAUUUCCCAGUGCCAUGUAUUCAGAUUUCAUGCGGCCAAGCCGAGGGUACCUUGUGACAUGGUGUCAUUGCAUAAGCUGUAAGUGCACAAAGUCUAUUAAUAAAACUUAUUGCAGUGAAA
Molecule: messenger RNA, 4103 nt
Organism: Pleuronectes platessa (European plaice)
Lineage: Eukaryota; Metazoa; Chordata; Actinopteri; Pleuronectiformes; Pleuronectidae
Gene: klhl11
Product: kelch-like family member 11
Exons: 2
Coding region: 755-2905 (716 amino acids)
Molecular function (GO): protein binding
Source: RefSeq, a predicted model, not a curated record